AUGGAGGGGUGUGUGUCUGAUGUAAUGGUCUGCAACCUGGCCUACAGUGGGAAACUGGAUGAGUUGAAGAAGAGCAUUUUGGCUGAUAUCUCUCUGGCUACUAGAACCGAUCAGGAUUGCAGAACAGCAUUGCACUGGGCAUGCUCAGCUGGUCAUACAGAAAUUGUUGAAUUCUUGCUGCAACUCGGAGUGCCAGUGAAUGAUAAAGAUGAUGCAGGUUGGUCUCCUCUUCAUAUUGCUGCGUCUGCUGGCCGGGAUGAGAUUGUAAAAGCCCUUCUGGUAAAGGGUGCACAAGUGAAUGCAGUCAAUCAAAAUGGCUGCUCUCCCCUCCAUUAUGCAGCUUCGAAAAAUAGGGGUGAGAUUGCCAUCAUGUUACUAGAAAGUGGGGCUAAUCCAGACGCUCAGGACCAUUAUGACGCUACAGCAAUGCACCGGGCAGCAGCCAAGGGUAACUUGAAGAUGCUUCAUAUCCUUCUCUAUUACAAAGCAUCCACAAACAUCCAAGACACUUCGGGGAACACUCCUCUGCACUUAGCCUGUGAGGAGGAGAGAGCAGAAGGAGCAAAAUUGCUGGUGACCAAAGGAGCAAGUAUUUACAUUGAGAAUAAAGAAGAAAAGACACCCCUGCAAGUGGCCAGAGGAGGCCUGGGUUUAAUACUCAAGAGAAUGGUAGAAAGUUAA
Molecule: messenger RNA, 681 nt
Organism: Psammomys obesus (fat sand rat)
Lineage: Eukaryota; Metazoa; Chordata; Mammalia; Rodentia; Muridae
Product: 26S proteasome non-ATPase regulatory subunit 10-like
Exons: 1
Coding region: 1-681 (226 amino acids)
Molecular function (GO): protein binding
Source: RefSeq, a predicted model, not a curated record